Messenger RNA from Hibiscus syriacus, 885 nucleotides. RefSeq lists its product as uncharacterized. The transcript has 4 exons. The record is from RefSeq and is a predicted model, not a curated record. NCBI's taxonomy places the organism in Eukaryota, Viridiplantae, Streptophyta, Magnoliopsida, Malvales, Malvaceae. The coding region runs from base 45 to 791 and encodes 248 amino acids.
AAUUUCCAAAAGGAAGAACCAGGAAGAAGCAAUCACCUCUCAAAAUGGGCACUCAGGCUGCAGCAUUAUCAUCCCUUUCCCUUUCCCUUUCCCCUUUAAGCAGCUAUGCAUUCCUUAGUGCAUCUUCCUCACAAUCGGUCUCUUUUAAACCCUCCUUACUGCCACUCAAGCAUGCCAAUUCCUUCAAAGCAAGAACCCGAGCCGCCCUCGACGAGAAAGACAAGAACUCAAUGCUCAUUAAAGAGCAGCAGCCGAACCAAGAAGUUGAGGAUUGCGUUAAAGUAUUGAAAAAUGCAGCAAAAAGUAGGAAAGUCCCAGCUAAGGAAAUUUUAUCGGCUUUCUCUGUUAUUGAGAAGGCCAAGAUUGAUCCUUCUGGGUUCCUUGAAACUCUGGGUGGACCAGAAUCUCCUGGUAGAACUUGGAUGCUCAUUUUCACUGCUCAGAAACAAUUGAAAGGCGGCCGGUACUUCCCUCUUACGGCGGUUCAGAGGUUCGAUGCUGCUGCAAGAAGGAUCGAGAAUGGAGUAUUUCUUGGACCAAUUGGUUUCUUAACCUUUGAAGGAAGAUUUUCAUGGAAGAACAGAAUUCUGUCCUUCAUUUUCGAACGAAUCCGGAUUAAGAUCGGACCUUUUAACCCUUUAGAGAUCAGUCUUGGCCAGGAAGACGAUAGAGAACCAACCGUCAAGGAUCCCUUCUUUAUCUGGUUUUAUGUAGACGAGGAAAUCGCGGUCGCUCGAGGCAGAAGCGGAGGAACCGCAUUUUGGUGCAGGUGCACUCAUGUCACUACUUGAAUAUACUUCUUUGAAAUUCUGUAUUCAUACUAUGCAAAAUAUGCAUUCCACACUUUGUUCUUAAACUGUAAUACACAACAAAGUUUAACCCCUA